Messenger RNA from Anopheles coustani, 1518 nucleotides. RefSeq lists its product as uncharacterized. The transcript has 5 exons. NCBI's taxonomy places the organism in Eukaryota, Metazoa, Arthropoda, Insecta, Diptera, Culicidae. The coding region runs from base 1 to 1518 and encodes 505 amino acids. The record is from RefSeq and is a predicted model, not a curated record.
AUGGAGCCAUCGGCGAAGGGCAACAGCAACGGAAACGGUGGGGAUGUUGGCGAAACGAGUGACCGCAGUGCGUCACCAGCCGCACCAGCGAGCUUGCGGCAGAACAAUGCAACCGGAAUGGGCACGUCGUCGACGGUCAGCAACGGGACGCCAUCGGUUCCCACCGUUGGCGAUGGCCUGAAAACCAGCUCCAACUGGGUGAAGUUCGAGGAGGAAGGAGAGCCAGCGACGUCACCCUCAACAUCACUACCGCCCCCACCCUCAACCGGUAAGCAUCACCCCGGGACAGGAAAUAUCCGCCAAUCAACCACAACAUCACCGGACACGGCGCCACCGGCCGUUCUGCCGACGGAAACGGUUCACGUGCACCUUGACACGCGAUCCCCGAGCACACCAAAGCAACCGCAGUCACAAACCCUACCCCAAUCUACCACAUCACCCGCCGCGUCCACCAGCAAGUCCAGCGGCAAGAUCGGCGGCCCAGCAUCGGGUAGCCAAGGCGCCCCCGUGACGAGUGGCCUUAGCAAAACGUCCCAACCGGCCGUGAUAGACAUUCCGAAGCAGUCGGUCAAUGUGGUGCAACCGAUACAGUCGAUGCGCACGAUCGAACUGUCCACUGGACGCGUGCGUGAAGGUUUCGCAAAUGGAGAUGUUAUUGUUACCCUGCUGCCGACGAACACCCGGUGGCCAUGGAUUACACCGGCCGUAUUCCGUCCAGAGCUCGUCCCGGAGGAAUUGAUGGCCCAAGGACUUACGCUGACAGUUGAAGAGUAUGUCCACGCGAUGGAAACAUUGGUCAACGACUACCGGUUCACGCUGUACAACAUCUGCUACAAGCGCGUCCUGGUCGUGUGGAUCCUGUUCGCGUUCUUCGUGCUGCUCGGACUGUUGUUCUCCGGAAUCUACGGCAUCACGCUGUUUUCGCUCGGAGUCGCCUGGCUCUUCCUGAACGCUGCCGCCAUCUUCCUGUGCAUGUGGGUCAAGCUGAAGUUGGCCCGGGGGCUCGAGCGAUGCAUGGCACGCGUUAACAAGCAGCUAAUCCGCCACAAGAUUCUGCUGGCGUUGGACGAUCGUGGGCACAUUUCGUGCCACAAGGUGAACCUCUGCUUCCUGUACUUUGAACCGUCGCAGUGCAUUAGCUAUUUGAACGAGUUUAUCGAGCGGAGCGAACAGAACGGUAACACGAUCGAACCGGGCUGGGAAGGACGGUUGGACGUGACGACGAACGAUAUCGUCAUACAAGGUGCGAACACGACGCGGCUGUCCAGGAAGCAGGGACGAGCGGAAGGCAUUUUCCUGCGGUAUCUGCAGCGCUGGGGCAAGGACUAUCUGCGCCGACGGCUGGACUGGACGAUCGAGGAAAACGCCAUCGUGUCCGCCCCUCGCCACCUGCCGACGGCCUACUGCCCGUGCCAGUACGCGGAAGAAGUGUUGCUGCAGAAGAAACCGAAGGAGGAUCCACGCUUGUGCUGCGCCACCCUGCGGCAGCUGAUGGCGCGCGUUGGCUUUCAGUUUUGA